AUAAAUUGUCAACGUCAACUUCACAGCACCAGCAAAAUUUUGCAACAAGAUUUCCGAGAAUUAAAUUUGCAAAAUUUGAAAAAAAAAUGUAUUUUAUUAACAACUAAGUCCACCAAAUAAAUGCGCAUUAUUGUGCAUAACUUUUAUUUAUAUAUUCUCUACACCUUUAAGUACACAAAUUACCAAAAUAUAUUUAAAAUCAACCAAAACAAUGCAAGUAGGAAAACGGACUAAUUCUCGACACGUAUUCGUUGUUCUGACCCUGUGCCUCCUUUGGUACAUAGUUUCAUCGAGUAACAAUGUUAUUGGAAAGAUGGUAUUGAAUGAAUUUCCAUAUCCAGUUAGUGUGACAAUGAUCCAGCUAUGUAGUAUAACACUGUACAGUGGACCAUUCUUCAAUCUCUGGGGAAUACGUAAAUAUUCAAGCAUUGCUUGGCCAUAUUAUUUAAAAUUAAUUGUUCCGUUGGCAUUGGGCAAGUUUUUGGCUUCAGUUACAUCUCAUAUAUCUAUUUGGAAAGUACCUGUUUCUUAUGCACAUACUGUUAAAGCUACGAUGCCCUUAUUCACAGUUAUUCUCACAAGAUUAAUAUUUAAAGAAAAACAAAGCAAACUAGUGUAUCUUAGCCUUGUUCCGAUAAUAACAGGCGUUGGAAUUGCCACAAUGACAGAAAUUUCUUUUGACAUGCUUGGGCUUAUUUGUGCUCUAAUAUCGACAAUGGGGUUUUCACUCCAAAAUAUAUUUUCAAAAAAGGUGCUGAAAGACACAGGUAUUCACCAUUUACGACUCUUGCAUCUUCUUGGCAAACUCUCUUUAUUUAUGUUUAUACCAAUUUGGAUAUUUUUCGAUGGAUUCACUGUGUUUCGGCAUCCUGUGAUAGCUAAUGGAGACUAUCGAGUUAUAGCAUUGCUAUUUACCGAUGGAGUGCUUAAUUGGCUCCAAAAUAUUAUAGCAUUUAGUGUACUCUCACUAGUAACGCCUCUUACCUACGCUGUUGCUAGCGCUUCGAAGCGUAUUUUUGUGAUAGCUGUCUCUCUAGUUAUCCUUGGCAAUCCUGUGACAUGGUUAAAUUGCCUCGGCAUGACAUUGGCAAUAAUCGGUGUUCUCUGUUAUAAUCGAGCUAAACACAUUUCAAAGUCAAAAGACAGCGUGCUACCGCUUACAAAUAAUCACUACAUUAAAUAUGCACCAAUGCAAGGAAGUGUCGAUCCGUACUAUCGAGGAGGUUUGUCCAAAAAUGGUAGUAUUGCAAAUGGUAAUGAGAGUAAAUACUACACGAAAACCAAUAGUCUAUUAGCUACCGGAAGUACGAUAAAUGACAGCAGUAGUAAACUGCUUUUUGUUUAGUUUUUAUAGUAAAAUUGAUUUUUUUUUUUUGUUAUUUUGUUAAAUAUAUAAAUUGCCGUAGAUAGUUUGA
This is a messenger RNA of Episyrphus balteatus (marmalade hoverfly), 1415 nucleotides long. RefSeq names its product solute carrier family 35 member E1 homolog. The record is from RefSeq and is a predicted model, not a curated record. NCBI's taxonomy places the organism in Eukaryota, Metazoa, Arthropoda, Insecta, Diptera, Syrphidae. Gene Ontology annotation, cellular component: Golgi apparatus. Gene Ontology annotation, molecular function: antiporter activity. The coding region runs from base 212 to 1345 and encodes 377 amino acids. The transcript is spliced from 5 exons.